Molecule: messenger RNA, 1048 nt
Organism: Sarcophilus harrisii (Tasmanian devil)
Lineage: Eukaryota; Metazoa; Chordata; Mammalia; Dasyuromorphia; Dasyuridae
Gene: PIGF
Product: phosphatidylinositol glycan anchor biosynthesis class F
Exons: 6
Coding region: 156-815 (219 amino acids)
Biological process (GO): GPI anchor biosynthetic process
Cellular component (GO): endoplasmic reticulum membrane
Source: RefSeq, a predicted model, not a curated record
UGCACGUGUGUGCGCCUGCGCGUAACGCGCGCCUGCCAGUCGCACCUGAGAGCCGAGGAGGGCGGGAGCUCGGUCUCAGGUGUUGACUUUUCCCUCAUCUCCCACCCACUUCUCCUCGGCCCGAGAUUUAGUGGGUACACCUUCCAGGAAGCACCAUGAAAGAUACAGAUAUCAAGAGACUGUUUUAUGCUCAUCUUUUCUGUGUAUUUUCUAUUAUUCUAACUACCUUCACUCCAUCUUUAUUCUUGGAGGACUUCUCAGUCUUGGAAACACACUUGACAUGGAUGUGUAUCUGUUCUGUAUGUGUAACCAUUGUCAAUGUAGUAUUAUAUUUGCUAAUAAAACCAAAUCCAUCUUCUAAGAGAAGCUCAAUUUCACAUAAGAUAUCCAGACUUCUGAAAUCUUGUGUCUACUUUUUUAUAUCAUGCCUACUCUAUCAUGCAAUCAUUGUUCUGUAUGGAGCACCGCUAAUAGAGUUGAUGCUGGAAACAUUUUUAUUUGCUGUUCUUUUGUCAACUUUUACCACAUUACCUUGUCUGUGUUUAUUAGGACCAAAUAUUAAAGCAUGGCUACGAGUUUUCACCAAAAAUGGAGCUACAUCUAUUUGGGAUAAUAGUCUUCAGAUCACUACACUGUCCAGUGUGGUAGGAGCAUGGCUUGGAGCAUUUCCUAUUCCAUUGGAUUGGGAGAGGCCAUGGCAGGUCUGGCCCAUCUCCUGUACGCUGGGAGCCACCUUUGGGUACGUGGCUGGUCUUCUCAUUUCCCCUGUCUGGAUUUACAGGAACAGGAAGCAGCUCACAUACAAGAGCAGAUAAGUGGAGCAAAAGAGAAAGCGUUUCUUUGUGCAGAUUCCAUAAAGACUGUGCAGAAAAUUUUGUGGUCAAAGCAGAAGAUUCAAACCUUCUGAAGUAUUAUACUACAAAGCCAAGCAAUUCCAUUUACAGCAUUUUUUAUGCAGUUGCAACAUGGUGUGUGGUUGUAGCUUUUUAAACUAUGAAACCCCUGAGAGAUUGUACCUUCUAGCUGAAAAUAAAGUAUUUGUAACAGA